Messenger RNA from Tripterygium wilfordii, 756 nucleotides. RefSeq lists its product as uncharacterized. NCBI's taxonomy places the organism in Eukaryota, Viridiplantae, Streptophyta, Magnoliopsida, Celastrales, Celastraceae. Bases 40 to 756 code for a protein of 238 amino acids. The record is from RefSeq and is a predicted model, not a curated record. The transcript is spliced from 2 exons.
CUGCUUCGAUUUCGACUUCAGUUCUGCCUUUUAAUUACAAUGAGUUCCAGUGGUAAUUCUUCAGCCACAGUAGGGAGUAGUACUAAUGAUACAGAUGCUAAUUAUCCCUUAUGGAAGUAUGUGACUGUGUUAGAAAGAAUUGGGAAAAAGGGAGGAAAUGUGAAGUUUGAAUGUAAAUAUUGCCAUAAAAGUUAUGUGGGAUCUUAUUCCCGUGUGUUAGCUCAUCUACUUAAGAUCAAGGGACAAGGAAUAGCUACUUGCAAUUUUGUGACUCCUCAAGUUAAAUUUGAGAUGCAAAAAUUUACUGACGAAGCUGAACAUUUGAAGAGGUCGAAAUCUUCGUCUAUCCCACUCCCUCCUACUUCAAAUCCACAUGGUGGAAUUUCACAUAUGGGUGGAAGUUCACUUAUACCGGAUGUUCAAUUGAAAAAAAGAAAGGGUGUUAAUGAUUCAGCUGUGGCAAGAGCUUUCAAUAACGAAGCUCGAGAACAGUUGAGGGCUGAAAUUGCUAGGAUGUUCUAUUCCUCUGGAUUGCCAUUUCACUUGGCUAGAAAUCCUCACUAUAUAAAUUUCUACACAUUUGCAUCCACCAACAACAUUGCUAGCUUUAUUCCACCCAGUUAUAAUACAUUGAGGACUACACUACUUCAGAGGGAGAGGGCAAAUAUUGAAAGGUUGUUAAUGCCAAUCAAAGAUAGUUGGAAUGAAAAAGGUGUAAGUAUUGUCUCUGAUGGAUCAGGGGAUCCUCAAAGAUGA